This is a messenger RNA of Manihot esculenta (cassava), 1605 nucleotides long. Its product is annotated as NAC domain-containing protein 43. The transcript has 3 exons. The coding region runs from base 139 to 1377 and encodes 412 amino acids. Lineage: Eukaryota; Viridiplantae; Streptophyta; Magnoliopsida; Malpighiales; Euphorbiaceae. The record is from RefSeq and is a predicted model, not a curated record. Gene Ontology annotation, biological process: regulation of DNA-templated transcription. Gene Ontology annotation, molecular function: DNA binding.
ACCACUUCGUCAAUAUUCUCUCUCAUUUCUUGUUUCCCUUUGCUUUACUCUAUUCAUUUACCUCUAUCGCCAGCUUUCUGUUUCGACUUUUUUUUUUAUCUAUUUUUUUUCUUUUUUGCUUUUAUAACGCCAGAGGAUAUGAAUUUUUCAAUAAACGGUCAGUCUCAGGUCCCUCCAGGUUUUAGAUUCCAUCCCACUGAAGAAGAGCUUCUUCACUACUACCUCAGGAAGAAGGUGGCCUAUGAGAAGAUAGAUCUCGAUGUCAUUCGUGAGGUUGAUCUUAACAAGCUUGAGCCUUGGGAUAUUCAAGAGAAGUGCAAAAUAGGAUCCACACCACAGAACGAUUGGUACUUCUUUAGUCACAAGGACAAGAAAUACCCAACUGGGACUAGAACUAACCGAGCAACGGCAGCCGGCUUCUGGAAAGCCACUGGCCGUGAUAAGAUCAUCUACAGUGGCUUCAGAAGAAUUGGUUUGAGGAAGACUCUAGUGUUUUACAAGGGACGAGCUCCACGUGGACAAAAAUCUGAUUGGAUCAUGCAUGAGUAUAGGCUAGAUGAUAGCUCUCAUGAGACCACUGAUUCGAAUCCAAUAGGAGAAGCAAUCCCUGAGGAGGGUUGGGUGGUUUGCCGUGUAUUUAGAAAGAAGAACUAUCACAAAACCCUAGGGAGUCCUAAAGGUUCAUCAAGCUCAAUGGACUCAAAGACCCAGAUUCUUAGUUCUGGCAACGAUGGGGUGCUUGAUCAACUACUUCUCUAUAUGGGAAAGACUUGCAAGUUGGAGAGUGAAUCAUUAAGCCACAUGAAUCAAUCCAACAUCAGCCGCUAUAUGAGCGUCAGAUUUCUCUCAUCUAACAACUCAGGCAUCAGUGAAGGUGCUCAUGAAAGUUAUAUGCAUCUUCCAAGGCUAGAUAGCCCAACCCUUCCUUCGCUUACAGUCAGUAGUCCCUCCUUCGAUCAGGAGAGCAAUUUCAAAUCUUGUUAUCAACCGUAUGAUGAGAUGUUCACAGAGAAUAACGAACUUUCCUCCACCACCAACCACCACCACCACCACCGCCAAGACAAGGGCUUCAUGACCUCAAUUCAAGAAAACAACAAAUCCGGGCUUAAUGACUGGGCUACCUUCGAUCGACUGGUGGCAUCACAGCUAGAUGGUCAUGCAGUAGAGACAUCGAAGCAACUAUCCUGCUUUAGUGACCCAAAUGGUAGUUUUGGUCUGUCUCCUGAUGAUGGCAUGCAAUUAUCACACCUCCAUGUGCACUCCGAUAGAUCAAAUCAAGCAAAUUCUCAGGUCUACAGUAGCGAAAAUGAUCUAUGGAGCUUCACUAAUUCAUCUUCCCCAUCAUCAUCGAACCCAUUAUGCCACUUGUCGGUAUAACACAAGUGUCUAAAUAUACCAUAACAACGUUAGAAUCUCCAAAAGUCCUUUCAGGUAUACGUUAUAUCAUAUAUAGAUACAUUGUCUUUCUCCAUAUAUAUCACAUGCAUCGAAUAAUAAACAAUAAAAAUAAUAAAGUGGUAUUUGAGAUAGGUUGGCUUUGUCAAAGAUUAUCAUGUAUUAUUUUCCUUAUUAAUGACGAUUUCGUCAUGCAAAAAUUUUUAUCAG